Messenger RNA from Magnolia sinica, 2040 nucleotides. Its product is annotated as mitochondrial-processing peptidase subunit alpha-like. The record is from RefSeq and is a predicted model, not a curated record. Bases 16 to 1701 code for a protein of 561 amino acids. Gene Ontology annotation, biological process: proteolysis. Gene Ontology annotation, molecular function: metal ion binding; metalloendopeptidase activity. Lineage: Eukaryota; Viridiplantae; Streptophyta; Magnoliopsida; Magnoliales; Magnoliaceae. The transcript has 13 exons. Gene Ontology annotation, cellular component: mitochondrion.
GCAGCCAGGUCGUCCAUGCGACCGAGGCUACAGGGUAGUUCGCACGUGUCGAGAGAAUUCCCUGCACUCCUUGCUCGCACGUGCUGCAUUCCCUUCUUGCCGCACAAAAUACAGGCUGCCAUCUCGUUAACAAUCCUCAUUUUUUCAGAACUCCAUUGCUCUAGGGUUUUCGUCGCAUCGACCAUGUACAGAGCUGCAGCUUCUCGACUCAGAGCUCUCAAGAGCUGUUCCAGUGAUAGGGCAACUGCAUCCAGAUAUGCUAGUACGAGCAUCGCAAAAAGCUCCUCCUCUGGAGGUCUUUUCAGCUGGCUUACGGGAGAACGCUCUAGUUCACUUCCCUCUCUAGAUUUUCCACUUCCGGAUGUCAGUCUCCCACCUCCGUUGCCAGAUUAUGUGGAACCAGGCAAGACGAAGAUAACAACUCUUGCCAAUGGUGUCAAGAUCGCCUCUGAAACAUCUGCAAGUGCUGCUGCCUCGAUAGGGUUAUACGUCGACUGUGGUUCUGUCUAUGAAACGCCCAUCUCAAUUGGGGCCACACACCUGUUGGAACGAAUGGCAUUCAAGAGCACAAGAAACCGGAGCCAUCUACGUAUUGUAAGGGAAGUGGAGGCUAUUGGGGGCAAUGUCACGGCAUCGGCGUCUCGUGAGCAGAUGGGCUAUUCUUAUGAUGCUCUGAAGACGUACCUGCCUGAAAUGGUUGAGGUGCUUAUUGAUUGUGUAAGGAAUCCCGUUUUUCUUGAUUGGGAGGUUAAUGAGCAGCUACAGAAAGUGAAGGCGGAGAUAGCGGAAAUUUCUAACAAUCCGCAGGGUUUGCUUUUAGAGGCAAUUCACUGUGCCGGAUAUUCUGGUGCCUUGGGGAAUCCUCUCUUGGCCCCAGAAUCUGCAAUUAGCCGAAUAAAUAGUACAGUUUUGGAGGAAUUUGUUACUGAGAACUACACUGCUCCCCGAAUGGUUCUUGCAGCAUCGGGGGUGGAACAUGAGGAGUUGUUAUCAUAUGCAGAGCCUCUUCUAUCUGACCUCCCCAAGGUUCCUCCCCCCACGGCACCAAAAUCUGUUUAUGUUGGUGGUGAUUAUCGCUGUCAAGCUGACUCACCGAGCACUCAUGUCGCACUUGCCUUUGAAGUUCCUGGUGGUUGGCUCAAUGAGAAGGAAGCCAUGACAUUGACAGUACUUCAGAUGCUUAUGGGAGGGGGUGGCUCUUUUUCUGCUGGAGGUCCUGGGAAAGGGAUGUACUCUCGGCUUUAUCUCCGCAUCUUAAAUGAAUUUCAGCAAAUCCAGUCAUUUUCUGCUUUUAACAGUAUCUACAACAACACCGGCAUCUUUGGGAUUCAUGCAACCACUGGUUCUGAGUUCGUAUCUAAUGCUGUCGAUUUAGCAGCAAGAGAGCUUCUUGCAGUUGCAACUCCUGGACAAGUUGACCAGGUGCAGCUAGAUCGUGCCAAGGAGGCAACAAAAUCUGCAGUUCUGAUGAACCUGGAAUCAAGAAUGGUUGCAUCAGAAGAUAUAGGGAGACAAAUUUUGACAUACGGGGAGAGAAAGCCCAUUGAGCAUUUCUUGAAGGCCGUAGAUGAAGUUACUCUAAAGGACAUAACUUCCAUUGGCCAGAAGAUAAUCUCUUCACCUCUCACAAUGGCGUCAUAUGGAGAUGUUACUAAAGUCCCCAGCUACGACUCCGUUGACAGGAAGUUCCAUGCCAAAUGAGCGUAGUAGCAACCACUGAUCUCAACAUCUAUAUUUUCUGUGAUUUUCAGGGCUUUUCUAUUUUCCGGUCAUGGCUGUAGCUUCAGAUUUUUAUUUUAUUUUAUUUUAAAGUUGUGAGAGAAGCUAUUGAAAAUUCCCAUUUGGAUCAAUAAGCCAGUGAUCCAGUGAAGUCUUUGGUGCCCAAGACUUUCGAUCUGCCCAGUGAGCCCAAACUUCCGUUUGUCAUUGGGUUCAGACAGGGAUUCAUUUGCAUGAACGCUGUAAUAUCCCUUUUUUUUUUUCCAUGGGAAACAUGUUUCCUGCAAUUUUUUGGUUCAAAUAAAUUCUGAAUUAUUCUUA